Molecule: messenger RNA, 2937 nt
Organism: Salpingoeca rosetta
Lineage: Eukaryota; Choanoflagellata; Craspedida; Salpingoecidae
Exons: 1
Coding region: 1-2937 (978 amino acids)
Source: RefSeq, a predicted model, not a curated record
AUGAUGCCCAAGUGGAAUCUUCUGUGCAGCCGGGUUAAUGUUCUUACGUCGGAUCGAUCCACCACCACUACAGAGCAUCGCACCACAACCACAAAGGCUCCAACCACAACCCCGGAGCGUCGCACCACCACCACGGAGCGCCCAACUACCACCACGGAGCGUCGCACCACAACCACGGAGCGCCCAACUACCACCACAGAGCGUCGCACUACGACUACUCCUGGUGGAGAUGUGUGUGGUGACUUGACUGCGACACGUGACUUCCUUGGCAACCUCAUCUUCUGCGGUCAGUCUGGCCAUGCGUGCCCAGGUGGAAGCUUCUGUGGCAGCCGGGACUACUGCUGUGACCGUGCGGAGCCAUCCACCACCACCACGGAGCGUCGCACCACAACCACAAGGGCACCAACCACAACCACGGAGCGUCGCACCACAACCACGGAGCGCCCAACUACCACCACAGAGCGUCGCACUACGACUACUCCUGGUGGAGAUGUGUGUGGUGACUUGACUGCGACACGUGACUUCCUUGGCAACCUCAUCUUCUGCGGUCAGUCUGGCCAUGCGUGCCCAGGUGGAAGCUUCUGUGGCAGCCGGGACUACUGCUGUGACCGUGCGGAGCCAUCCACCACCACCACGGAGCGUCGCACCACAACCACAAAGGCACCAACCACAACCACGGAGCGUCGCACCACCACCACGGAGCGCCCAACUACCACCACGGAGCGUCGCACCACAACCACGGAGCGCCCAACUACCACCACAGAGCGUCGCUCUACGAAUAUUCCUAGUGGAGAUGUGUGUGGUGACUUGACUGCGACACGUGACUUCCUUGGCAACCUCAUCUUCUGCGGUCAGUCUGGCCAUGCGUGCCCAGGUGGAAGCUUCUGUGGCAGCCGGGACUACUGCUGUGACCGUGCGGAGCCAUCCACCACCACCACGGAGCGUCGCACCACAACCACAAGGGCACCAACCACAACCACGGAGCGUCGCACCACCACCACGGAGCGCCCAACUACCACCACAGAGCGUCGCACUACGACUACUCCUGGUGGAGAUGUGUGUGGUGACUUGACUGCGACACGUGACUUCCUUGGCAACCUCAUCUUCUGCGGUCAGUCUGGCCAUGCGUGCCCGAGCGACAGCUUCUGUGGCAGCCGGGACUACUGCUGUGACCGUGCGGAGCCAUCCACCACGACCACUGAGCACCCAACCACCACCACUGAGCGUCGUACCACAACAACUGAGCGCCCAACCACCACCACUGAGCGUCGUACCACAACAACUGAGCGCCCAACCACCACCACUGAGCGUCGCACCACGACAACGGAGCGUCCGACGACCACCAGGCCGACCGAAACCACCACCGCACAUGCCACUGCCACACGGACCGACACCACCACGGAGCCCAUCACGCGCACAGAGACGCUCACAGAGACCCGAACAGAGACGAGGACGGAGACCGAGACUGGCACAACCCGUGAGCACAGCACCACAACCGCAUCCGUUACGCGUACAGCCACCACGACAGGCACGUCUCGCAUCCACUAUGUCACCGUGACGUUCCCCGAUGUGGACUUCAAGAACCUCUUCCACAGCUCCGACAGCCGCGCUGCGCUUGACUUUGCUGGCGCUGUCUGGGAGCACCUGGUGCUGGAGAAGAUUGCAGGCCCGAAAGACAUCCGCUCGAUUGACGUGACCAAAGGCCGCCAUGGCGUGGAUGUUGUCAUUGGCGUGGUGAGCCGAGCCGUGGCAAAGCGCGUUGAGCGUGCCAUCGCCGCAGAAGACGUGUGCAUUUCUGUGGAGAGCGAAGGCGUUGAGCUGUGCACUAGCGGCGAUCACCGCCCCAUCUCAACGACUACGACCACCGCUGACCCUGCCCCGGGCAAGCACAAGGACGGCAAGAAACCGAAGAAGGGCAAGAAGCCAAAGAACGGAGAUGCGAGCGGCAGCUCUGGCGACGCGACAUCCGCCUCAGGCGGCGACGACAACAGGUUCACUCUGACUUCGGGCGUCAUCCUCGGCGUUGGCGCGCUCGUGGUGCUGGUUGCCAUUGUCGCUGUCCUGGUUGCCCGCCGUCGUGCCAAGCGUCGUGAGUCUCUGCGGUCUGAACAUUUUGCCUUCAGCGACCACCGCAGCCGCAAGUCCAGCACAGCCGCACUGUCCGCGGCGCUCCGCUCGCUCAGCGGAACAGAUUUGUCCUCACCGGUGUACUCACAGCCGCACAAGAGCCACUCGUCCUCCAUCACGACGGCAGAGCUCUCAUCUGUCGCAGAGUACGCGGCAGCCGACCAUGCGGACUACGACACGGCCAGCUAUGCCGGCUACGACGAGGCAAGCAACGCUGGCUACGACGAGGCAAGCAACACUGGCUAUGACGAGGCAAGCAACACUGGCUAUGACUUCGCCAGCAACCCCGCAUACAGCCGUGCAGGGUACGAUUACGCCAACGCAGGGGCUUACAGCAGCACAACGUACGACAGGGCUGAUUAUGGCAGCGUCGAUGACGAUGAUCGCAAUGACGGUGGUGAUGUGUUUGGCCGUCCAGAGAAGGCAGAUGUGCUGUCACGCCAGCGCCGGCUGUCUCGCUCCAACAUGCUUGCUCCACGCCGGAACGAGCUGUACACCAAGAACGCACCAAAUAUGUCGUCUGCCCCGAACAAGCAACAACAGCCCAACAAGAAGCGCAUGCUCGUGCUUGACCCUGAUGCUCUUGACCUUGCCGGUGACAUCAGUGACGCCAAGCAGCAAAUGCAACCCGGAGCCCCAGAUAACGCUGCUGACUCUCCCUACAUGGACAUGCAGGAACUUCAGCGCCAGCUGCCACAGACGCCAGCGGAGGAGCAGGAGCUGAAGUCGAUUCUGUCGCGGGCACGAGCUGCGACACCGACGUCUGCACAACUGCGCCACAGAACCCCAACGCCAGCGUCUGAUGUGUAG